Rana temporaria (common frog) is the source of this 2379-nucleotide messenger RNA. It is a transcript of the gene DCT, whose product is annotated as dopachrome tautomerase. NCBI's taxonomy places the organism in Eukaryota, Metazoa, Chordata, Amphibia, Anura, Ranidae. Gene Ontology annotation, molecular function: dopachrome isomerase activity; oxidoreductase activity. Gene Ontology annotation, biological process: developmental pigmentation; melanin biosynthetic process from tyrosine; ventricular zone neuroblast division. Gene Ontology annotation, cellular component: melanosome. The record is from RefSeq and is a predicted model, not a curated record. The coding region runs from base 170 to 1729 and encodes 519 amino acids. The transcript has 8 exons.
CCGGACCGGCCCUUCCACCACUGGGAAGCUGGUCACGUGUGGGCGGGAAGGAUUAGCUGUGUCUCAUUAAUGGCCCCAUCACCUGUGUACUAACUCGUUAUAGAGUGACUCAGGCUAGAUAUAGAGGAGUCUCCCGCGGCUGAGGUGAUUCUAUCGUUACAGAGCAGACAUGGCUCAUGUGAGGAGUGUGUGCGCUCUGCUUCUGCUCGCCCUCUGCACACAGCGCCUCGGAGCUCAGUUCCCCAGAGCUUGUACUACAGUGUCGGCUCUGGUGAACAAGAGGUGCUGCCCCCCUGUGGGCUCCCAGGAAGACAACGUAUGCGGCUCCGCGCAGGGUCGGGGACAGUGUGUACAGGUCCAGGUAGAUGAGCGCCCAUGGAGCGGACCGUACACUCUGCGCAAUGUGGAUGACCGGGAGCGCUGGCCACUCAAGUUCUACAACGCCACCUGCCGGUGUAAUGGAAACUUUGCAGGUUAUAAUUGUGGAGAAUGUAAAUUUGGAUGGACAGGACCUAACUGUGAUCAGAGGAAGCCACCGGUUGUACGGAAAAAUAUACAUUCGUUAACCGCACAGGAGAGAACUCAGUUCCUGGAUGCACUGGAUCGUGCGAAGGACACCAUUCAUCCUGAUUACGUAAUUGCCACUCAGCACUGGCUUGGUCUUCUUGGGCCCAAUGGAACUGAACCACAAGUAUCGAACACCAGCAUCUAUAACUUCUUUGUCUGGCUUCACUACUAUUCUGUCAGGGACACAUUGCUCGGGCCAGGACGUCCAUUCAAAGCUAUUGAUUUGUCACACAAGGGUCCUGCAUUUGUUACUUGGCAUAGAUAUCACUUGUUGUGGCUGGAGAGAGAUUUACAGAAAAUGCUUGGCAAUGACUCUUUUGCUUUACCAUACUGGAAUUUUGCAACUGGAAGAAAUGAGUGUGAUGUCUGCACAGAUGAACUGUUUGGUGCACCCAGACCAGAUGACCCCACUUUAUUAAGUCUUGGUUCGAGGUUUUCACGCUGGGAGAUCGUGUGUAAUAGUCUAGAUGAGUACAAUCGUCUUGUUACACUGUGCAAUGGCACGAAUGAAGGUGUUAUUCGCCGCACCCCAAUAGACAGAUCUGGUGGACGACUACCAAACCCAGAGGACAUACAGAAAUGUCUUUCCCUCUCAGAUUUUGACAAUCCUCCAUACUAUACAAACUCGUCUUUUAGCUUCAGGAAUGCUCUUGAAGGCUUUGAUGACCCAGAUGGAACAUUGGAUCUUCCUGUAAUGAAUCUCCAUAACCUAGUCCAUGCAUUCUUAAAUGGAACCAGUGCGUUAUCCCAUUCUGCAGCCAAUGACCCCAUUUUUGUGGUUCUUCAUUCUUUUACGGAUGCAAUUUUUGAUGAAUGGAUGAAACGUUUCCAGCCUUCUGAUGCAGUGUGGCCCCAAGAACUGGCACCAUUGGGACACAAUCGUCUGUACAACAUGGUGCCUUUCUUUCCUCCAAUAACUAAUGAUGCGCUGUUUCUUCCCGCAGAAGAGUUGGGCUAUACAUAUGCCAUUGAACUACCAGCUUCUGAUGCAGACAUUCGGGCGGCAGGAGUCCUUGUGGCAUCUACUGUAGGAGGAGUACUUAUUGCCUUACUUGUAGUUUUACUGCUCCUUGUUCUCUUCAUGCGCAGAAAACGGCGACAAGGCUUUGAACCAUUAAUGAAUGCAAAAUACCAAACCACAAAAUACACAGAAGAUGCCUAAAGUGAUUUCAGUGUUUUCCUCUCCUAACUAAAUACAUUGUAGCACUAAAUUUGUAUUCACAAAAUGACAUUUUAGUCCAUUCUGAAACUAUUGGACCCAAGAACUAUUCUUGGCAAAUGUAAAACUUUUUUUUAGUUAAUACUUACAUUUUUUUUUAAAACUCUUAAAUUGUCCUCCCCUCAAACACUUGUAUUAAAUUUGUCCUACCCUCUGUACCACUGGCAAUUUAAAGGGGUUGUAAAACUUUUAGUGACCGGCCCCUGUUUUUACUCACCCGAGGCCCAGAAUUUACCAUGGCAGAGACACACUCUUCCUCUGCCUGGGGUUCUCUGCUCUUGAUUGGAUAGAUUCAUAGCAGCGUAGCCAUUGGCUCCCGCUGCUGUCAAUUCAAUCCAAUGAUGGGGACAGGGCUGAGUCCUACAUUUUGGCGUCUAUGGAUGCCAAAUGCUGGACUUGGAUGUGUGCCCGAAAGGUAAAAGAAGAGCGCUUUAAGGUGUUAUAAGAUGCGGGAGGAGCCACGAGCGCCAUUGGGGGACCCCAGAAGUCAAGAAUUUGGGCCACACUGCAAAACAUGCUGCACAAUGGAGGCAAGUAUGAUAUGUUUGUAAAGCUACAUUUUUAUUUUUUUUUAUUUUUUUUAAAACAAUCAC